Messenger RNA from Sphenostylis stenocarpa, 354 nucleotides. Lineage: Eukaryota; Viridiplantae; Streptophyta; Magnoliopsida; Fabales; Fabaceae. The record is from the annotation of a GenBank genome assembly.
AUGACCACCUUCAUUGCCUUCCUCACUUUCCCUGGAGCCACCAUUGUUUAUUUUGGGAGGAUUAUUACUCAAAGUAAUAGGGUAGCGGCAACUGGUUUUGAUUUGGUUAUUUCUGAAGGCUCACUCUUUCUAAAUGCAGUGUGUUUUUUGUUUGGUUCUGAAAUUGAUUCAUCCUUGAAGAUAAAGAGUCUGCAAACCUCUGGUGAUAAUUCGAGGGAAGUUUCUUUUGUUGAAAACCAUAAACUGGAAAUCAGUUAUUCUAAGAAUACAUAUGGCAAAGCUCACGCUCAACGUGCUGGACUAAGCGCCAUACAGUGUAAUCAUGGCACUGGAAUAGAAGAAUACUUGGGAUGA